AUGGCGGCGAUCGGGUGGUGGUGUGGCGCGGCGGAGUGCCGCAGCCAGCGCGGCGUCCUCGCCUCUGCCCGCGGCACGCGAGUCACGCGACGGAGGUCGAUAGCGGCCAGCGGCCAGCCUCCGUUCUAUUAUUCAGCCGCGACCACCGCCAUCGGGCACGGGACAAAGGCAACGCACUGCGACACCUACCGGCCCACCGCCGGCCCGCCGCACUCCAGCUCCUUGCAAAAAUAA
This is a messenger RNA of Leptosia nina, 234 nucleotides long. The record is from the annotation of a GenBank genome assembly. NCBI's taxonomy places the organism in Eukaryota, Metazoa, Arthropoda, Insecta, Lepidoptera, Pieridae.